Messenger RNA from Mytilus trossulus (common blue mussel), 419 nucleotides. RefSeq lists its product as uncharacterized. The coding region runs from base 60 to 401 and encodes 113 amino acids. NCBI's taxonomy places the organism in Eukaryota, Metazoa, Mollusca, Bivalvia, Mytilida, Mytilidae. The record is from RefSeq and is a predicted model, not a curated record. The transcript has 6 exons.
UUAUAACAGCGACAGUCUCAGUGUAUUGUAGUAUACUUUUUCAAUACCCAACGACUAUCAUGAAAGUAUUUGCAGCCUUGUCGAUUGUGGUUGUAUUUAUGUUUACCAAGCAAGUCUUAGGUGUCUAUGAAGACAUAGAAGAAAUCCCUACUGCAAACUGUGUCAGAAAAUGCGAGGGAAAAGGACGUGUAAAGGCCGAAUGUAUCCGUAUGUGCGAUCCUGUCCCCCUGAAAAUGUGCGUGGAGAAAUGUAAGGAAAACGGUUUUACUGGAAAGCAACUUCACGGAUGCACUGAGGAUUGCAUGCCUACCCCAGCAGCUCCGAGUAUUGAUUACAGUGGAGACUUUAGCUUUGAGAUGGCAUAUGGAACCUUGUGUGCUUGUACGGCCCAGAAAAAAUAAGAUAUAAUAAAUUUAGCA